CGGGGCGGGGCCUGCGCGCCCCCGCCGGCCUCCCUCCGCGCCCGGCGCCGCAGCAUCCCCGCGCCCGCGCCCGCCGCGCUCGGCCGGGCCUCGCCGCCGCCAUUCCCGCGCCGGGCGGGCCCAGCGUCUCUCCUGCAGCCGCCGUCUGAGAAGCCCCCGGGGGGCCCGUGACCCCGUGGAGGGGACCUGAGCCGCCCUGUGCGUCGGAGAUGCGGGGGCGCGGGGACCUGGCCGCCCUGCCACGUCAGGCCAUGCCGCAGGGCCCCGCCCGCGGGCUGUGAGCCGCCUGCCCUCACCCCUGCCCACAGCACUCACCGCUGACGCCCCUGCUCGCAAGGAUGCUGCUGCCCACGCUCGCCCUGCUGCUAGGCAUGGCCCUGGCCUUCGCGCCUGGACCCAGGAUCACCUGGGAGCACAGGGAGGUGAGGCUGCUGCACUUCCGCGAGCCCGGCAUCUCUAACUACUCCGUCCUGCUCCUGAACGAGGCUGGGGACACCCUGUACGUGGGCGCCCGUGAAGCCGUGUUCGCUCUCAGCGCCCUGGACGUCUCCCAGAAGCUGCAUGAGGCUUACUGGAAGGUCUCAGAAGAUAAGAAAGCAAAAUGCGCAGAGAAGGGGAAAUCCAAGCAGACCGAGUGUCUCAACUACAUCCGUGUUCUGCAGCCACUGGGCACUGGGGCCUUGUAUGUGUGCGGCACCAAUGCCUUCCAGCCCACCUGCGACCACCUGAACUUAACAUCUUUCCAGUUUCUGGGGAGAAACGAAGAUGGCAAAGGCAGGUGUCCCUUUGACCCAGCCCAGAGCUACACGUCCGUGAUGGUCGACGGAGACCUGUACUCCGGGACCUCCUACAACUUCUUGGGCAGUGAGCCCAUCAUCUCCCGGAACUCUUUGCAGCACGCCCUCUUGAGGACCGAGUACGCGAUCCCAUGGCUGAACGAGCCCAGCUUCGUGUUUGCGGACGUGGUGCGGGAGAGCCCCGACAGUGCGGCGGGCGGGGACGACCGCGUGUACUUCUUCUUCACCGAGGUGUCUGUGGAGUACGAGUUUGUCGUCAAGCUCCAGAUCCCCCGUGUCGCCAGGGUGUGCAAGGGCGACAGGGGCGGCCAGCGCACGCUGCAGAAGAAGUGGACGUCCUUCCUCAAGGCGCGGCUGCUGUGCUCCAGGCCCGACAGCAGCCUGGUCUUCAACGUGCUGCAGGACGCCGUCGUGCUCCGCGCCCCCGACCUGAGGGAGCCCGUGUUCUACGGGGUCUUCACGCCGCAGCUGAACAACGUGGGGCUGUCGGCCGUGUGUGCGUACAACCUGUCCGCGGUGGACGCCGUCUUCUCGCAGGGCAAGUUCAUGCAGAGCACCACGGUGGAGCAGUCGCACACCAAGUGGGUGCGCUACAGCGGCGCCCUGCCCACGCCGAGGCCCGGGGCGUGCAUCGACCACGCGGCGCGGGCCGCCAACUUCUCCAGCUCCCUCAACCUGCCCGACAAGACCCUGCAGUUCGUCAAGGACCACCCGCUCAUGGAUGACUCCGUGGCCCCAGCGGACAACAGGCCGCGCCUCGUCAAGAGCGGCGUGAACUACACGCAGAUCGCCGUGGACCGGACCCGCGCCCUGGACGGGACGGCCUACGACGUGCUGUUUGUCAGCACAGACCGCGGCGCCCUGCACAAGGCCGUCAGCCUGGACGGGGAGGCCCACGUCAUCGAGGAGACGCAGCUGUUCCGGGACCCGGAGCCGGUGCAGAGCCUGCUGCUGUCUUCCAGGAAGGGCCAGAAGUUCGUUUACGCGGGCUCCAACGCAGGGGUGGUGCAGGCCCCCGUGGCCUUCUGCCGGAAGCACGGCUCCUGCCAGGACUGCGUGCUGGCCAGGGACCCCUACUGCGCCUGGAGCCAGGCCGAGGCCGCCUGCGUGCCCCUGCACGAGACCCCCGACUCCCACAGGUCUCUGAUACAGGACAUGAGUGGGGACGUGUCCAGCUGCCCAGAUAGAGCGAAAGAAAGUUUCCGGCAGCAUUUUUUCACGCACGGCGGCACGGCCGAACUCAGAUGCUCCCAGAAGUCCAACCUGGCGCGGGUGGUGUGGCGGUUCCAGGACGGGGCGCUGGCGGCCGAGAGCCCCAAGUACGGCCUGCUGGGCAGGCAGCACCUGCUCAUCUUCAACCUGUCCGCGGGGGACAGCGGCGUGUACCGCUGCCUGGCCCAGGAGAGGGUCCGCAACAGGACGGUCGAGCAGCUGGUGGCCAGGCACGUCCUGGAGGUCCGCGUGCCCCUGCCAGCCACGCCCGCCGCCCCCACGGAGAGCAGGAGGCUCACCCCCGGGGUGUCCGCGGGGCCCACCCAGGGCUCCUGGCCGCAGACCCCCGCGCCGCGGGCCCCCACGCCGGGCGCCACCGCCCCGCCGGCCGGCUCCGCGCCCCCCAGCACGGCCUGCGAGCCCGGGGUCGUCAUCAACACGGUGCCGCAGCUGCACUCGGAGAAGACGCUGUACCUCAAGGGCGGCGACAACAGCCUGCUCAUGUUCCUCUUCCUCCUCUUCUUCCUCCUCUGCCUGGGCCUCGUCUCCUACAACUGCUACAGGGGCUACCUGCCCGGCCCGUGCCUCAAGUUCCGCGCGGCCGUGCUGCUGGGCAAGAAGCAGCCGGCGCCCGACUUCUCGGACUGCGAGCAGAGCGUGAAGGAGACGCUGGUGGAGCCGGGCAGCUACUCGCAGCACAACGGCGGGCAGCCGAGGCCCGCGCUGGACACGGGCUACGAGACGGAGCAGGACACCAUGGCCAGCCGGGCGCCCACCGACCGCGAGGACUCGCAGCGGCUGGACGACCUCCCCGUCCGGGACCGGCCCUUCGACGUCAAGUGCGAGCUCAAGUUCGCCGACUCGGACGCCGACGGGGACUGAGGCUCAGCCCCGGCUGCUGCUGGCCUGCCCCGCCCCGCCCCGCCCGGCCCCCGCACUGGGGGUCUGCAAACCUCCAUCUUCUGUGUCUCUUUCUCUUGGGUCAAGCGUGUGACGUGAUGUCUUUGUCCUCUGGGAAGACGGCAAGCCCGCCCGGCCGCAGGGGCACGGGGAGUGCAGGGGAGGCGGGGUGGGGUCCUCACGCUGGGGUGGGCGCCGCGGGACCACCAGAGUCUGCCCCUGCCCCUCCCCCCUCGCAGCCCCUGAACGAUAAUUUAAUUCCAGAUUGGAAGUGACGUUUUAGUUUAUCAGAUUGGUAACUUAUCGUCUGUUGCCCGAUUGGCACGAACCUUUCCUUGCCCGUUUUGUUCGCGUGUUUGUUUUCGGAGUUGGUUUUGUCUUGUCUGUUUGGUGUUCGUUUCGUUUUUUUGUUCCUUUCAUUGCUGAAGUGUAGACGCUUCCGUCCCCCGGAGAGAGUCUCGAGAUUUUGUUUCUGUCAGGAUAAGAUAGGGCUUACGUUGUUCAGAUUCUCAGGGAUAAACUUAUUUUUGCUAAAAUGCAUUCUUUCUGCUUUUUCUAGAAAUCCAAACAAAACCAUCUCUCGAGAACACAGGCAUUUUUUUUUUUUUUAAAAAGUUUUUUGAUUUGGUUCCUUGCAGGAAAUUUGGUUUUCAGAGAGAUUUUCCUUCUAUGCUCUCCGUUGUUGUCAUUCUCUUUGUUUUUCCAAGAUGGAGAGUCGGGGAGCGGGCGCCUCUGCGGGGGCCGGGGCCCUGCGGUCAGUCCGGCUCCAGCACAGGCUGCCCCCCAGGUCAGCGGGCCUUGUCAGCUCACCCCAGCCCACCGCCUGCUCCUCCCUCGCACCCACGGCCCCCCACUCACUCCCAUGUGCUGCCCCUCGGGAACCUGCUGGGUGGCGGGGCCCGGGGUCGCCCCGUGCCCGCAGAGGGCCGGCCUCUGUGUGCCCGGGGUGGGGCCCUCCCAGCUCCGUGCCGUGAGACUGUUUCGGUGUCAAUGUUCGUGUUUUAUAAGAUUUACUUUGUUUUUAUUUUUCUACCUGGAAUUGUAUACAUUUGCAAAGUAAUCAAAUAAACUAGACACUUAUAUCCUGGA
This is a messenger RNA of Sorex araneus (European shrew), 3998 nucleotides long. RefSeq names its product semaphorin 4D (gene SEMA4D). Gene Ontology annotation, biological process: positive regulation of GTPase activity; negative chemotaxis; ossification involved in bone maturation. The record is from RefSeq and is a predicted model, not a curated record. Bases 339 to 2891 code for a protein of 850 amino acids. The transcript has 15 exons. NCBI's taxonomy places the organism in Eukaryota, Metazoa, Chordata, Mammalia, Eulipotyphla, Soricidae. Gene Ontology annotation, molecular function: chemorepellent activity; semaphorin receptor binding.